Messenger RNA from Trichoplusia ni (cabbage looper), 1331 nucleotides. RefSeq names its product cysteine-rich venom protein TEL1-like. Lineage: Eukaryota; Metazoa; Arthropoda; Insecta; Lepidoptera; Noctuidae. Gene Ontology annotation, cellular component: extracellular region. The record is from RefSeq and is a predicted model, not a curated record. The coding region runs from base 419 to 1219 and encodes 266 amino acids. The transcript has 6 exons.
CGACCGGCAUCAUACUACAGUAAGUAAUUAAUGUUUAUAUUAAAUAACAUGUAAAUAUUUAAUCAAAAUAACUCUGUUGAACACAGUCUGCAAUCGUGCAUGCCUUGUCAGUUAUUUUUUGUAUUAGGUAGCUGCGAAACGUUUAUCAAGGAUCAUUUGUAGUUCUUCGUUCGGUAUAGACUAGGCAUGGUUAUUUCAAUUGAAGCGUUCGCGUAGCGCGGCUGUGAUUGGCACACAUUUAUUAAAUCAUCAAAUUCUCAAGAGAUUGUAAUCAAGCGUACCUAGUCGUCGUGAGAAUGUUUUCUGUAAACUUCGCUUGGGGAAGCAGUCUUGUGUGAUCGACCGUCAGAGUGUGGUGUAGACGACAUUUUACGAAACAAUCCUCAUAAAAAGUGCAUUAAUAAAUCUGUUAAAAAACAUGUACUUACGUGGUAUACUGUGGGUCCUGAUCCUGGUCUUAUUAAAUUCAUCGUUUGAAUACGAACCCUCACAUCAAUGGAGUAAUAAACAGAUGUUCCCGCCACAUUUUAUACCUGAAAAUGCUCUUCACCCCCAAAGGUCGGUGGUCCGAAGAAAAAUAGUUCUAUACCACAAUUUCUUCAGAACUAAAGUUCGUCCAACUGCUGCAAACAUGUUAUUAAUGACAUGGCAUGCAGGCGCUGCCCGUCAAGCGCAGGCAUACGCCGAGAAGUGCAUGUUUCUGACGCACAACGAUGUUAGAGAAAAUAACGUUCCACACCUCGGCACCUGCGGGCAAAACCUUUUUGUGGCUGCGCAGAAAACACCUUGGUUCUUCGCUAUUAAGACAUGGUUCCUUGAAUAUCGAAACUUCACGUAUGGAGAUCCUAGGUACAACCUGAAGCAUAUUGGCCACUACACUCAGAUGGUGUGGGCCACCAGCCAUAAGGUCGGCUGUGGGGUGGCGCACUGCAAGGGAGGCCCUUGGGGACAGUUCUAUAAUUACGUGUGCCAUUAUUGUCCAGGCGGCAACUACCACAGCAUAACGCAUUACCCCUACAAAAUCGGUCAGCCGUGUGCAGAAUGUCCUGAUCACUGCUUAUCUGGGACUCUGUGCACUAACUCCUGCUCUAAAAUGGACUUCUAUUCAAACUGUGCAGAUCUUGUGAGUAUAACGCAAGACGUGUGCAGACAAGGCGUGUGUAAUGCGACUUGUAACUGUGCAGAGGACAGAAUUCACAGAAAUUAUCCGUGGAGAUAAAAGUACGAAGAUUAUUUCAUUUUGAAAAUAAUUACCCUAUAGCUAUGUAACCAUCUGUAGGUCAUUGUCAUGUAAGCCUUGAAUUUCUGUAAAUAAAUAAAUAUUACGAUAG